Knipowitschia caucasica is the source of this 831-nucleotide messenger RNA. Lineage: Eukaryota; Metazoa; Chordata; Actinopteri; Gobiiformes; Gobiidae. The record is from the annotation of a GenBank genome assembly.
AUGAGACGAGGAGGCAUCCCCGGGUCCAGGUCUGGCUCCAGUCCAGCUCAGACUCUGAUCAAUGGAGACUGGAAGUGCACAGUAAGCACCGUGGAGAUUUCUACAGGAGACACCGGCAACGAGAAGAACAAUCAUUUCACAGACGCCUUUACGCGAAAGGCUGCACUGAGGAACCAGAUCACAGCUCUGCAACAGGAGCUGCAGCAAGGAGCAGCAGAGAAGGAGGUCACUGAGGGAUCAGCCAACAGAGACGUCAAAGAAAGUCCGCACGUAGAAGCUUCAGCAGCUCCACCGAGAACAGCUGUGUUCAGAGAAACAGAGCUGGCUGGAUUCUGGAGCACGCAGUGCAGAAGCUGUCUGAGGACCCUGACCUCCUCUCAGGACAUUCAACACGCUCUGGAGCUCCCGGUUCAUGAGCUCCAGACAAAGCCCUCCAGGAUACCCAGAGGUCCGAAGAAGAAAAAAAGUCUGAAAGGUCAGGUGACCGAGCUCAGACAGGUCCUGCUCGAUGAGAAACAAGAGACUGAGAAUUUGUGGAGUAAGGAGGAGGAACUAAAGAGCAACAAUAUGAAAAUACUACGGAACGUCCUGCCUGCAACAGAGACGUCAAAGAAAGUCCUCACGGAGAAGCUUCAGCAGCUCCACCGAGAACAGCUGUGUUCAGAGAAACAGAGCUGGCUGAUCCUGGAGCAGCAGGUGCAGAAGCUGUCUGAGGACCUGACCUCCUCUCAGGACUACAACACUGCUCUGGAGCUCCAGGUUCAUGAGCUCCAGGACAAAGUCAACGGGCUGCACAAGAAAAAGAGGAGGAGGAGUUGGUGGUGUUUCUAA